GUUCCGGACGCUGCUGCUGACCUUACCCUGUUCAUCAGAUCCUGGGGUUGUAUUCUGCGAUCCUGAAGGGACAGUAAUGUUUAGGAAGGAGAUUGGGGCACUGGAUAUUGAUCCCAUUUUCUUUGGAGUGAAGGAGGUGUGACAAACUUGGAACGACGGCGUCCUGUGAGUAGGAAUCCCACCUGGGCGAACAUCGUUAUGGCCGGAACCCUCUCAGUACUGCUUCAGUCCCAGAAAGCUGAUAAGUAGAGAGUUUUGGAAAGGAAAAUCUGGAGCCAAGCCACAAGGGUUCUUUCCUUAAUCCACUCCACUCUCUUUUCUCCCAGCUAUGCUGCAACAGUGCACUGUGGGUUUACAAGAGCAACAAAAGGUGAAUAACUCUCUGGAGUUGGUGUCAUUUGAGGAUGUGGCUGUGGACUUCACCUGGGAGGAGUGGCAGGACCUGAAUGAUGCUCAGAGGACUUUGUAUAGGGAUGUAAUGCUGGAGACCUACAGCAACCUGGUGUCACUGAAUAUCCAGAUAGAUGAUGACCUAGUGGAGAGAAACCAAGAAAGUCAUGGUAGAUGCUUGCAGCAAAUUGUAAUCACCCACAGGAACACAUCAGCUGAGGAGAAAGUUGUGUUAGGAAAAUCAUUUUAUUUGAAUUCAUAUCAUGUUUUAAAUCUGAUUAUAAAUAAUGGGAAUAAUACAGGAAAGGGACAUGAGGAGUUGUACAUAUGUCAGAAUGCACUGCUGGCUAGAGAGCCUCAUGAGACGCCUGCUGGAGAGAAGCCUGGUGACCAUGAUAUAACUGGAAAAUUGCCCAGAUAUCAUGAGCAUAUUAGUCAGCAUCCCAAUAUUCAAACUAGGAAGCAGCCUUUAGAAUACAUUGGAAAAAUGAAAUCCUCCAACACACAGCCAAUAAUAUUUACUCAUAAAAAGAUUGAUAUUGAUGAUAACACCUAUAAGUAUAAGGAAUAUGGGAAAGGCUGUGGUAACUCAGCUGUUAUUGACCAAGAAAUAGCUCAAGUAGAAAGGAAAACUUUUGAAUGUGAUAUAUGUGGGAAAAUGUUCCGUAAAAUAUCUGACCUCACUAAACAUCAGAUUAUGCACACAGGAGAGAAACACUCUAUAUAUACUGAAUGUGAGAAAUCUUUUAUUGAGAAAUUAUACCUUACAUCAUAUCAGAGAACACCUACACAAGAGAAGCUUUAUGCUGGUAAUGAACAUGAAAUUUUUUGUCAGAAGUCACACCUUACAAUGCAUCAGAGAAUUCACACAGGAGAAAAGUACUAUGGGUGUAUUAACUGUGGAAAAAGCUUUUGUGAGAAUUCACUCCUCAGCCAUUGUGAGAAAAUUCACAAAGAUGAAAUACCAUAUGGAGAUAAUGAAUGUCAAAAAUUUUUCUACUAUGAGUCUGUCCUCACUGUAUGUCAGAGAAUUCACACAGGUGAGAAACCAUAUGAAUGUAAAGACUGUGGGAAAGCUUUUAACCAAAAGUCACACCUCAGCAUUCAUCAGAGAACUCAUACACGUGGGAAACCGUAUGAAUGUAAAGAAUGUGGAAAAGCUUUUAACCGAAAGUCACACCUCAGCCGGCAUCAGAUAAUUCACACAGGUGAGAAACCAUAUGAAUGUAAUGAAUGUGGAAAAGCUUUUAACCGAAAGUCACACCUCAGCAUGCAUCAGAGAACUCACACAGAUGAGAAACCAUAUGAAUGUAAAGACUGUGCGAAAGCUUUUAGCCACAAGUCAGACCUCAUUAAGCAUGAGAGAACUCACACAGGUGAGAAACCAUAUGAAUGUAAGGAAUGUGGAAAAGCUUUUCUCCAAAAGCCACAGCUCAGCAUUCAUCAGAAAACACACACAGGUGAGAAACCAUAUGAAUGUAAAGAAUGUGGAAAAGCUUUUAUCCAAAAGUCACAACUCAGUCUUCAUCAGAGAACACAUACAGGUGAGAAACCAUAUGAAUGUAAAGAAUGUGGAAAAGCUUUUCUCCAAAAGCCACAACUCAGCCUUCAUCAGAGAACACACACAGGUGAGAAACCAUAUGAAUGUAAAGAAUGUGGAAAAGCUUUUCUCCAAAAGCCACAACUCAGCAUUCAUCACAGAAUUCACACAGGUGUGAAACCAUAUGAAUGUAAACACUGUGGAAAAGCUUUUAACCAAAAGUCACAUCUCAGCAGACAUGAGAGAAUUCACACAGGUGAGAAACCAUAUGAAUGUAAUGAGUGUGGAAAAGCUUUUAACCAGAAGUCAUACCUCAGCAAGCAUGAGAGAACUCACACAGGUGAGAAACCAUAAGAAUGUAGAGAAUGUGGAAAAACUUUUAACCAAAAGUCACAUGUCAGCAGGCAUCAGAGAAUUUGCAUAGAUUAGAGAAUCCAUGUGAAUGUAAGGAAUGCAGGAAAACAUUUUACUGGAAGACGUUAACAAAUUCACACAUGGGAGUAUCACAAUGUAAUGGCUUUGGGGAAAGGUUUUUGCUAUAAGUCACACCUCAUGUUUCAUCAGAGAACUUACAGCAAGAAGAAGCCCUGUAGAUGUACAACUGUCCCUUGCUAUUGGUGGUCAGUUCUAGGGACCCUUGUUGAAGAAAACACUUGCAAAUCAUGAAGCCACUUCUAUAGAUGGUGUACUUUUUCACUUCUACCUAUGUAUU
Molecule: messenger RNA, 2642 nt
Organism: Cynocephalus volans (Philippine flying lemur)
Lineage: Eukaryota; Metazoa; Chordata; Mammalia; Dermoptera; Cynocephalidae
Product: zinc finger protein 260-like
Exons: 5
Coding region: 329-2284 (651 amino acids)
Biological process (GO): regulation of transcription by RNA polymerase II
Molecular function (GO): RNA polymerase II cis-regulatory region sequence-specific DNA binding; DNA-binding transcription factor activity
Source: RefSeq, a predicted model, not a curated record